This is a messenger RNA of Crotalus tigris (Tiger rattlesnake), 5890 nucleotides long. RefSeq names its product BRCA1 interacting protein C-terminal helicase 1 (gene BRIP1). Gene Ontology annotation, cellular component: nucleus. Bases 261 to 3122 code for a protein of 953 amino acids. The transcript is spliced from 14 exons. Lineage: Eukaryota; Metazoa; Chordata; Lepidosauria; Squamata; Viperidae. Gene Ontology annotation, molecular function: ATP binding; hydrolase activity, acting on acid anhydrides, in phosphorus-containing anhydrides; DNA binding. Gene Ontology annotation, biological process: nucleotide-excision repair; double-strand break repair involved in meiotic recombination. The record is from RefSeq and is a predicted model, not a curated record.
AGUGACUGCCCCUUCCAUCCAGUUUUUGCCAAAUUAAUAUCUUUAAUGGGAUUUUUUCCCCCCCAUAGUUACAACCGCCCAAUCCCUGCACCACGUGUUCUUGCUCCGAUCUUGAGCAAAACACCAAAAAUGCUUCUGAGGCCAAGAAGGAGAAUGGAGGGAAGUUGCCGAUCCCCAAAAUAUUUUUCGGCACCCGAACUCACAAGCAAAUAGCUCAGAUUGUGAAGGAGCUGCACCGGACUCGCUACUCAAGAGUGCGCAUGACCAUUCUGUCAAGUAGAGAGUAUUCCUGCGUCCAUCCACGGGUCUCCCGAGGGAGCAACAAGAAUGAAAAGUGCUCAGAGUUGCUGGAAGGAAAAGAGGGUGUCUCUUGUUCUUUUUAUCAUGGAGCCCAUAGGCUGACCGAGUGUCUCUCGAUACCGUCGGCAGAUAGAAAACAUCAGACUUGGGAUUUGGAAGAAUUGGUGAGCUUGGGAAAGAAACUCCGAUCCUGCGCCUACUUUGCAGCUCGUGAGCUAAUGGCGUAUGCCGAGAUUGUGUUCUGUCCAUACAACUAUCUUUUGGACUCUCAGAUAAGAGAAAGCAUGGAAAUUGAGCUGAAAGAUCAGGUGCUGAUUUUAGACGAAGCUCAUAAUAUUGAGGACUGUGCACGGGAGUCGGCCAGCUAUAACGUGACGGAGGAACAGCUCAAGUUGGCGCAAGAGGAGCUGGACACGAUGGUGAACAACCACAUUAGGCCGAAUGACCACCAGCCUUUGCGUGCUGUGUGCUACAGUCUGACAAAUUGGUUAAGGAGUGCCUGCAGUCAGCUGAUCCAGAGCGGUUAUGAGACCUCAAGCAAAGUCUGGAGCGGAAGUCAAAUGGUGGCCAUUUUGCAUGAAAUGGGAAUUACAGAUGCCACAUUUCCCCUUUUACAGAAACAUCUUCACGCUGUGCUUGAAAAGGAAGAAAAGAUUUCUGGGUUUGACCAAUUGGUUUCCGUUCCAGUUAUAAGUCCUUCAUCUCAAGUUAUCCUAAAAGGUCUAUUUAUGGUCAUCCAGAAUCUUUUCAAAGAAAACCACAGAUUUGCUGACGAUUACCGAAUUGCCCUGCAGCAAACUUUCAUCUGGAUGAAUGAAAAUCCACCUGAGAUUCUGGAUAAAGACGGUUUCUUGGCCCGUCCUCGGAAAAGAUCACGAUGUAAAACGGCCGUAAACAGCCUCAACUUCUGGUGUUUGAAUCCAGCUGUGGCCUUCUCCAAUUUAAGCAGUGUGGUCAGAUCCAUCGUUUUAACCUCGGGAACGCUUUCUCCAAUGGAUUCCUUUUCAUCUGAGCUCGGGGUGAACUUCUCCAUUCAGCUUGAAGCGAACCAUGUCAUUAGAAAUUCACAGGUCUGGGUUGGUACCAUUGGAGCCGGCCCGAAACACAGGGAGUUACGGGCAACUUUCCAGCACACGGAAACUUUUGAGUUUCAAGAUGAAGUCGGUGAGCUGUUGCUGUCAGUCUGUCGGACGGUACAACGUGGGGUUUUGUGCUUUUUGCCCUCUUACAAGAUGUUAGAUAAAUUGAAGGACCGCUGGCUGCACACUAGCUUGUGGGAAAAGCUGGAGCUGAUCAAAAUAGUCCUUGUGGAACCCAAAGGAGGCGACAAAUCUGAUUUUGAUGAGCUGCUUCAAAUAUACUCCGAUGCCAUCAAGUCUCAGAAUGGCAGAGACGGAGCGCUGCUUAUAGCUGUGUGCAGAGGCAAAGUCAGCGAAGGCCUGGAUUUCUCCGAUGACAACGCCCGGGCGGUUCUCACCAUUGGAAUUCCAUUUCCAAACUUAAAAGAUCUUCAGGUGGAACAGAAAAGGAAAUACAACGAUCAACACUCAAAAGCCAGGGGUCUUCUGACAGGAAGCCAGUGGUACGAAAUCCAGGCCUACAGGGCUCUGAACCAAGCCCUUGGCAGGUGCAUUCGUCACCGAAGCGAUUGGGGGGCCCUUAUUUUAGUUGAUGACCGUUUUGGAAAGAACCCCAGUAAAUACACAGCUGGGUUAUCUAAAUGGAUUCGGCAGCAGAUCCAGCACUACAAAGACUUCGAUUGCGCCCUCAGCGCUUUGGACGCAUUUGCUAAAAUGAACCAGAAUGGCGCUGGAGCUGCACUUCUGGAUAACAACAGCUCUCUUCUCAAGUCUACAAGUCCAAAGACUCUGACACCCCUUUUUCCUCCAGAGGAACCUCUUUCUUUAUCCCCAGGAGCUCUUGGUGAAAAGGAAGCACAAGAUUCAGCUCUGGAAACAGGUGCUGCAGACCGCAUCACAACUCACCCAAUCACAUCCGAUUCUCCAUCUUAUCAGGCCAUAAAACAAAAUACAUUUACAGACUCCAGCCCCAAAGCUUCACCUGUUGAAAACAGGAGGGGAAAAGCGAACGGUCAGUUCUCUGCCGUCAGCAUAAAAAGUUGCUUCACCAAAAUGCUGAAUUCAACGCCAACGGUAAAGAAGAAUUACGUCUUCAAGGCUACCGGACGAACAGAAAGAGCACUAGAGGAAAAGAGUCCAUCUGUUGCCUGUGGACCUCAGUGGAAUACAUUCUGGGUUGAAGAAGACCAACCAAUAAGACAAUUGACAGACGGGAAAAUGAUUAGCAGUUCCCCGCGAACAAAGAUUGGCUCGAUGACUGAGAAAUGUCCCCAUGAAAGCCAGCAGACUGGACAUAAAGACAUGGAGGAGGUAGAGUCUUCUCCAAGGAGAGCAAACAUAGAACUUUCCAGGUCAGACCUAGGUGUCGAAACUGACGCAGGAGAUGACAGGCUGUGUUUUACGCCUGAACUGUAUGAUGACGAAGAGUUGGUGGAAGAGAACAAUGAAGGCUCGAUUCACAAUUAUAACAGUACUUUGACUUCCUUUGAAACUGAAAACGCUGUUCUGGUGGAAAAACUUUGUCCACCCAACGCUCAGAAGCCCGGAGAUGCCACCUCCAGGUUUAAAGGUGAAGCAGGAGCGGACACAGAGUGGUGGGGGAUCAUGGAAGACAAUCAGAAUAACAAACAUGCCAUUGAGGCAGCUGGGCAUAAUGUUGGCCUAGAGGAGGAGGCAAAGGAUAAGAAAAACCAGCUUCCUGGAUCACAGAUCAAAGGUGUGUCUUGCACUCGGUUCACUUAAGCAGUAAAAGUCAGGCUUGAGAAAAAUAGGGUCAACUGUUUCUAGUUAAGGUCAGGAACCGAUUCAGGAGAAUCCGUUUUUCAGAAAACCGGAGGGACAUUCGUACUUCGGGGACAUCUGCCUUCAUGGAAAAAGUUGACUCGGAAUGGAGAUUGACCAACCAUGUCCAAAUAUGUUCCACCUCUCCUCCCGUUCUCUUCUGCAACAUUACAGACGACAGGAAGAUGUGAUGCGGUACUUUUAUCCAUGUUCCUGUCUCUACAAGUGUUGACGAAUGAAAGGGAGCAUCCACCAAGAUGACUGGUGUUUCCAACCAGUCACGGAUUGGACCCAUUCUUAUUACAGAACAUUGCAGUGAAAGCAGAGGAGAUGUAGGAGAAGGACCAGAGUCAAGAGAGGAACAAGCCUGGAGGCCAUUUGUGGGAAUGUCAGGACUCCAGGCUAGUUCCUCUCUUGACUCCGCUCCCUGUCUCUGCCUGUCCUUCUCCUAAAAAAGGCUGAACCAUUCCUUUCAGAAUAGAUCCAACCUAUGAUGGACAACAAUUAGUGUAGUCUUGUGAGAAUAGAGAUGUCAAAAGGACAGGAGAAACCACUUGGGUCUUGGGUUCUUCUGCUGCAAAUGGAUUGUCCCAUCUUUGUUUUAUUAUUAUGUCUCGCCAGCCUAUUUGUAGAAGGAAUCAGGUUUAUAUGAAGAAGCCAGUGAGAUCAUUUCCAAAUAAAUGUAAUAAGGUCUACUUCACUCAUUAUUAUUUUUUUCUUGGGGUAAAGAGGAAAUGUUGAGGUUAUGUGAGUGUAAUUUGAUUUAUUGAUCAAAUAAAUCAAAUCUUUGCAAUGCUUGCAAAGAGAUCCAUUAUUGAAUUAGGUUAGUAGCUACCAGCUUAGGAAGACUGAUCAAAACCAUGUUGGUUUGCUGAAAUUUUGGAGACUACGUUUCCAUUCCCUCUCCUUCGGCCUUUUUAAACAAUCACGUGACCUUCACAGUGUGCCUACCAUGAACUGGGAAAGCUAAACCAAACCAAGUAGCUUUUUUUUUUUACAGCAAAUAUGCAAUUCUACACUUUUAUGUGACAUUAUUCACCAUCAGAAUGGGCAAAACAGAUAUUAUGGCAUAAGCGGGUAGCAAGCAUUAAAUAUCUUUUCAUGAGCCUAUGAUCAACAUAUUUUUUUUAUUAUGAAGAAGUCUGCAGGCUUUAUUUUGCUAGGAAAAUAUAUAGCAUGAAUCAGUGCUGUGCUUCUUCAACAGGACUUUAUUUAGUUUUCUGCAUAAUGACUUGAUUUGUGUCAAAUAUAAAUGCAUCUUCAAAUAUUUUGGGGAGUCAAAUCAAGUCUCAGGCACCGGAGCACGUUUAAUUAAAGAUGUAAGUCUGAGACCUUAUAAGUGAUGGCCAAAAUUUGUGGCACAUCAAGGCUGAUGAGAUCAUUAGAAAUUAAUCUUAUAAUUGGGAACACCACUUCAUAUCCAUUGGUUCUCUUGUAAUGUCCAUUUCUUCUAAAUAGAACAGUUUGUAAGGAACAUAUCAUAAGAACUUAUAAACCCAUUAGUAGCAAUUUUAGAAUAGCUUAUUAACUGUGGUAUAAUUCCCCCCCCCCUUUUUUUUCUCUCUCUCUCUCUCUCUCUCCCAAACCCAUCUUCCUUUCUUUCAAUCUGUUUGGGACAAACAUUUUUCUUAAUCAUUAAUCAUUUUCUUAAUCAUUGUCAAAUAAAUCAUCGUGGCGUGUUAGAUAUUGACCCACGAGCCUCAUCAUUUUUCAUUUGCCUCUUUGUGAAACACAUACUACGAUGGAGUAAUUAAAGGAAAGCUUCUAAAGCAUUAGAAUAAAGUUGUCUUAAAUAAUAUGUUGUCAUUUGAAUAUAAGCAAGGGAGGAUUUGGGGUUUGUCAUAACUAGAAAAAAAAAUUAAUUGAAUCCUGAAUCUAUUGAAGGGCUGAAAGUACAGAGAAGGUAUAAACGAAGAGCCAGGAGGCCAUCUAAUAACAGAGAGGCACGCCAAUAACAGGUAACCUUAAAGAAUGUGUAGAUUGAAGAGUAUGAGUGGUAAUAUGGGUUAUCCAGUGAGGUCCAUGUUGUAUGAAACCUUCAGGUCCCAUUAAAUAAAGAUCUUAAUAGAUAAUGUAAGAUAACAUCCAUUACUAGACCCUUUCUGAUGUUCAUGAAUUUCAAGAUUGAACAAUGGCUAGAAACAUCUUCCUUCUGCAUUGUUCAAGGCCAAACAGAAGAAGACAAGGAGAUGGGAUGCUAUGAGCUUGGUAGACCCAUCAUGCAAGAUCUUCUCAUAUGACUUCCUUCCAGACAUCUUGAGAAGAAACGAGUCUUUAGUUCAUGCUGAGUCGUGCCAAUGUGGACAACGUCCCAGUAAUAUUUAAGUGCUGAAGACAAUUUUCAAAUUCCUUUUUCAACAACAGCAUACGGCUAACCUAGGAAGGGGCACCCACCAUUGCUACACCCAUUGGCAACUACUUCCUCUGGGUUCUGUCAUGUAGGACAGUCAUCUAGUCUUGGUUUCAAAAUGGGGCCCUUGCAGUGCAGGGCGAGAAUUUCCUCACUGGCUUUUCCUGCAAGAUUGAGGUUCUCACAGAGGUAAGCAGAGAAUGGCAUUGGAGGACAUAAUUAAAGAUAGGAAUUCUAUGAUUCUUCCUGGACUUUCACUGCCGUUCCACUGAGAUGACUCUCAAAGUCAACCCACGUUCAUUGUGCAGCAAGCUGGGAAUCAAUCUCUAUAGCUUCCUAAGGGCAUCCACAGGGAUGUCCAACCUUGGCCACUGUAAGA